This is a messenger RNA of Xyrichtys novacula (pearly razorfish), 7244 nucleotides long. The record is from the annotation of a GenBank genome assembly. Lineage: Eukaryota; Metazoa; Chordata; Actinopteri; Labriformes; Labridae.
AUGCUAUUGCAUAACAGAAACACUAGAGGGCAGCGUCAAACCAUAACUGUGUGCAGUCAGCCUACAGAAGAAGAAGACGGAAGCGGUAGUUUAAGUGAAGACAGUGCAAUGUUUGGACUUUUCAGGAAAAACAAACCUUUGAAAAUAAGGAGUAGAAAUGAUCACAGAAAAUACGGAGUGGCAGCGAAAGACUUGAAGGAGCUGCUUAAAAAAGGUUGCAGGUUAUUACAGGUGAGCCCUGUGUUGUGUGCUAGUUCUGAGGAUGAAAUUGUUUUUAUAUUCGGCAUUCGCAUUUUUUCGGGUUUGUAACUGUAAUAGCGUGAUGAAAGUCGCGCCAUUUUCUUCCAGGUGAGUAUUGUUUUGGACGGACAAGAAAUGCUGACAUUUCACAGGCCUGACUAACCGACCAACAUCAGCGGGUCUGGCGAAAGCUCAAAACUUCAUCGAAUAUCCAUCCGUCGUAUCCAUCGUACGGCAGCCGGGAUGCUUUGGGACCGUCAUAGAAGUGCAAUCGCUGUAAAAUAAUUUUGGAAUAGCUUACUUAAUAAAACCUAUCAACACCGAACUACUUCUUACCUGUUGAUAAUCUUACUGUUGAACCUUCACAACCAUCUUUUUUUUUAAUAAAAAAAGAACUUUUCAUUUUCCUUAGACUAAUUUAAAAAGUCAUUGAGCAUAAUUUUAUCAUAUUCAUCACUUCGUUUUUUUAAAUGGCUCGCUGGAAUGUAAACUUUUCAACUCCAAACUCUUUCGCGUUUGUUUAUAAUCGUAUGAUCGGAAUGAUUAUGAUAAUUUCACAGCCAUCAUUUAAUUAAAAAAAGCUUUUAAAAAACUUUUUAAUGGGACUGUUGACUGUUGAUUUAAAGAAACAAGUGCCUAUUUAAAAAAUAAGAAUUUCUGUCAAGUGGAGGUUGGCUAGCUCCAUUUACGAAUAUUUUGCACCUUUUUUUGCUGUUUUUUUUUUACUUGUGGUUUUACAGCGAUAACCAUGAGAACUAGUUUGGUGGUGAAGGCUUUUAUUUCUAGCAAGCUAUUAACAAAUAAAGUGAUAAAUAGGAUCAAACUGACUUUUUCAUCGGUCUAAAACAUGUAAAAGUUAAAAAAAAAAGGGUGGCUGUGAAAGUAUCAUAAUAAGAUUAUAAACAGAUGAGAAGUAGUUUAGUGUUGAUAGGUUUUAAUUCCCGUGAGCUGUGUAUUACACCCCCACAAGAGGUAGCCAAAUAGUAUGCAACCACAUUUGGCAAAGUCCUGUGAAUCUACCUGUGUGAGUCCAUGGGGCAAGGGCUCCGCCACAAUCUAACGCAUUUCUGCACUUAAUGGUGGUGGUGAUGAUGAUGAUGAUGAUGGAUGGUGAACGCAUUUCUGCACUUGAUGGUGAUGAUGAUGAUGGAUGGUGACAGUGUUAUUGUGACUUCUUUUGGAUAGUAAGUCAUUUUGGUUGAUGGAUCGAUGGUGGUUAUACAUUACAGAAAAAAAUCUUUAAAAUGCAUUGUCUGCAUGACUGCACUAUGCCUAAAUGUGCUUAAAAAGUUUUGGGCACUUACUGAUGUUGUUUCCUUCUGUCUAGAUCCCACUUGUGUUGUAUUUGCUCUCAAAUGUAACUCUGCUAAAUAACAUUGUGAUUAUUCAUAUUUUGCAUGUUUCGUUUUGUUUUUCGUUUGCAGUUACCACUUUCCGGUGCACAUGUUUGUGUGUAUGUUGAUGGGACAAAAGUGACAGACGAUUUCUUCCCAACUCUGCCAGACAACACUGAGCUUGUUCUACUCUCUAGAGAUCAGACAUGGAGUGGAGGUAAGGAAAUGAUUCCCAGACAAGUAUAAAAUGCUUCUCAAAGUUUUGACAAAAACUCUUAUCACGUCACUGAAUAUAAUUCCAGUUGCGUGCGACAUCAGUCAUUUACUCAACACGGACCAGCAUGCAGAUGGCCUCAUUAGAGCUGCGAAAGAGCUCCUCUCAGAUGAGGAGUCUCCAAAAAGACGCAAAAUCCUGAGUGACCUGCUGCAGAACCUGGAGGACAGAUCUGAGCUGGAGGACAGAGAGGAGGAUGAAGAUUGGUUCAAAGGUACAAAGUCAAAUAAAGAUCCUGAAUGUUUUUAUUUGAGCUGCUUGGUUUAUGGAUUGGCAGCAAAGCCAUUCAGUUUAUUUUGUGAGUCUGUGUCCUCAUUAAAACUCCCCCAUUAAAAGGAGAGCCAUCCUGGAUUAAAACAACAUUUAUCUGACUCAAAAGUGGGGUAAGCAGGAUCUGAGGAAGUGCCAGUUUUGGGGAGAAAUCUUAAAUGUAAACACUACCCCUCCCAACCAGUUUUCCCCUCAGCUCCUCCUCACCCCUCCCUCUCUGCUUCAGCAAGCCCCACCUACAAACAGACGCUCCUGCUCGCUCGUAUCGUUUCAAUUAAAUUCAGAUAUAAUGCAGAUAAAUACUUCAGAUAAUUACAAAUUGGGCUCAGUCAAUGUGCAGUAAAAAGCAUUGGUGCUGCUGUAGAUGCCAACAAACUACCAGCAAACACAAUGUUUGCAGGACUUCUAAAACUAGCAUAAAGUGGCAUACUCCAGGACCUGAGGUCAACAGUUUAGCGGCACUACAACACACACCAAUCCCCUCUAGACAAGUAGCACUUCUGUUACAGACACUUGGCUUACUUUGUUAAAGCGGUUUACCUUGUCCAGCAGAAAGGUUACAGGGUCUGGAAGAUCCCGAAGCGUCCCCAUUGUUUAUGCUGAUGUUGACCCGGCUGGUCUACCUCCAUUUUAAGCACCCGUUAUUCUGCCAGAGUCUCCAGUAUUUACUUUGCUUUAUUACUUGUGUUUUCUGUACUUUCUGGUUGGUUUUUAUUGUCCAAUGUUGUAGCACGCUAACUUUGUUUGGGCUCGUGAACGUUAUUGGAGAACGUGGAGCGUGCCUCACAAGGGAGCAGCAUCUGCCUCACUACCAAUCAGGUUGGGGGAGGCAGAGAAUAGCUUUGUUUACAGUCAGAAAGAGCGGGCCGCUCAAAAAAAUUUAAAAUGGUGACUUCACAGGCAUAACAAAACAGUUAUAUUUUUAUAUUAUCAAAUGUCAUCAAUAACUAAUAUCUAUUGGCUGAUAUUAAAAUCUUUUUUAUAUAUACACCACAAAAAAAGAUGCUUCUUUAACAGAAUCCUGCCUACCCCACCUUUAAUUUUUGCAAAACAUUAUCUAUUAAUUCAACGUUAGGUUUCUAAACGUAAAGAGCUCCAGGAGAAACUUUAGUAGCAAGUUUUUCUGCAACUUGAUGCCAUCUGCCUGAGUUAUUGCCAAGUUUUUCUGUGCAAAUUGUCUCUGUAACUUGAAUAUACUAGAAAAAACACGCUUUCUUUACCUUACUGGACGAGGGUUGAAAUUUUACAUACUUUUCUGUUAAGGAUCAUACUUUUUCAUGUUUGCCACUCAUGGGACAAAGUUGCACUCAGUAGAUAGACUUUAUUUUCUUUUGUUCAAUGUUCAGCUUCUUAUUCUUCUGGUAACAUUAUAGAAUUUGGCAACAUCGUAAAGAAACAGCGGACAGUAUUUCACUAGCUAAACCACAUUGGUUAUGACAUAGACAACUACAGCUGGAUACCUCAAGAUUUUUUUUUUUUUUUUAAACUACAUUGAAUCCAGGUAGUUCAUUGUCUGUACACUUUGAGAUUUGAAAGGCAAGACUAAAAACUUUUCCAUUUUGGUAAUAUUUUUUUGCAUGAUCCUGCACAAAAACUUGUGAACAACCAAGUCUGUCAAUGACAUUUUUAAGACCUACUUUAUUAAAGUAGUGUUUGGGUUUAAGUGUUUGAAAAUACUGCAUGAACGAGAUAAAACCUGUGGAGAAAUAUGUGAUAUUAUUGGUGACCUUUACUAUAAAAAAUGUGUAAAUAAGCCAAGUUUUAGCUGCAAAGUAGUUAACAUUUUAUCUAACACCAAAACAAACUUUAAAUACAUUGAACACUUGAUGAGACUCGUAAUUCCUGUCCCUUUGAGCUUAUUCAAGUUUGAUUUCAGGCGUUGAUGCUCGAUUCAAGACGAAGUCUGCCUACAUGAAGUUCAACUGUGAAAGCAGGAUCCGAGGCUACAUGAAAGAAGUAAAGCUAUUGUCUACCAAGAAAACUUUUGUCAUUGUUUGGUAGAUAUUUAUUUGAUCUAAUUUCUAAAACUUAUUCUCACAGAUGGAUGAUGCUAUGAAAACCAUUAACAAGGCUAAAGUCAAGGCUGAAUUUCAGAAAGCAUCCAACUGUCUGGUGGAAAUGUUGAAGGCUGCAAAUUACAAUGGCUGCUACUUUAACAGGACAGAAAAAGAGCCACAUCGCCUUUGCACACGGGAGGGAUGGUUUACCUGCCAGGUAUUUAAGGCCUAGAUUCAUCUGCACGAGCUCAAGGAACAGGAAAAACACAUCACUGUCUUCUUCUCUGUUACCUCUUCAGGGAUCAUUUGACCAGGAGGUGUGCCCAUCUCUCCACUCCAUCAACCCUUACAGCAGCCGGGAGGGCAGGAUCAUCUUUAGCACAUGGAAUCUGGACCACAGGUUUGACACUAAUGCUGAAAUCUUUCUUGGUCAUAUUACAUGCACACACACUGAAAACCAGUCACUUUUGCAUUUACUAAAACUGAGAUGUACAAUUCAAGAGAAAGACACAUAAUAAGUCUACCUCUAUAGCUUGUUGUAGGAUUUACUUGUUGAACCUGCAGAAGCCUGUUCCACAAAUUCACAGACCAACACCCUCCAGGAAAAAAAACUCAGUCAUGACCCUUAAACACUACCAUUUCUGUGCCUUUUUUUUCCAGUGUUGACAUAUGCUGUCUUAAAUUGUGUAGAUCUCAUAUCCUGUAGUUUCAUCUUACAACUCCCCUACUUUUUCCCCCUCUGUUUUGGCUCUUUUCUUGGUUUUCCCACUGCAGACAGCCCAAUGUAAGAUGUCCUAGAUUUCUUUUUUUGUACAUUGCUGUACUUUCUUCAGUUUGUCAUCCAAUGUGGGAUCAGAGUCACAUCUCCAGCAACAGUCUGCUGUAGAGAAACGGCAGACUGUUGCCAUGAACUGUUGUUUUAUAAUGACCAGUCAUACCAAUACUAGGCUAAAGAAUCAAAUCUUGUAGCACUUGAGUCUAUUGUAGAUGGUGGUCUGAGUUUGAACAAAUUAGAGGGACUGCAGUCCUCAAUGGAUGGCCAAUCUGCUGGCUUCAAGUUAAUGACUAUGAUUUUCAUAAACUGGAACAGAACACCUCCUGUUUUGGGAACAAGCUAACUUUUUUUUUGUCUUGUGUCAAGAAUUGAAAAGAAGAGGUCGAUCAUUCCUGCUUUGCUUGAGGCUCUCCAGAAUCACAAGAGCACAGAUGUCAACCUGAACUACUUCUACUGCCUGCUGUUCACCAGGGAAAACCUAAAACUGGUUCACAUCGUGUGCCACAAGAAAGGAGCUCACAACCUGCUGUGUGACACCAAGAGGAUUUUUAAACAAGCUAGUUGUACAGACAAGGGAAAACAGAAAGCCAGAGGGAAGAGGAGGCGCCUAAUGUGAACCUUGCCUUGAAAAAAAACCUGACAAGAAAAAAAACCUGACAAAAUCUGUGAAUCAUCUCAUGGCCCCUGUUACAAGUUCAGGCCAACGAGGAUCUCUUAUUUAUACCUCACUAGAUUCUAAUAGCCUAUUAUAUUAUGAGCAGUGUAGCUUUCAUACAGCCAAGCAGUGUUUUGGUUGAGGCAGGUCACACCCAGGAAGCAAAGACUGAAAUCAUGAAAAACAUUUAUUUGUUCUUGUUUUGGCACAAUAAUGUAAACUGCAUGAGCUGAUUAUACAAUGACUGCUUGAUAUGAGGCACAACAUUGCAUAGGCGAAUAUGAGAAGCAUUUUGCAUAAAUAUGGCAGUAAAAAUAUACAAAACAUUUGAUUGGAUGAUAUAAACAAUCAGUUAUAUACAAAAUAGGGCAUGUUAACAGCACUAGUGCAAUCACUGCUGACCUCAGAGUCUGACCAUGAGUCAUUCUUUGUUCUCUUCUUCACUUAAUGUGUGAAGUACAAACCUGCCAUGUUUUUUUUUCACAAUAUAUUUUUUCAUUGUAUGUUUUAAAGGAUGAAAUAAACCGAUCAUUAGCUGCAUUGGUCUACAUGUAAAUAUACAGAUGUGCUGAAUUCUAACCAGAUGCCAUUGAAAUGAGGACAGAAGGAUGUUUGCGGGAAACUGGACUCUUAAUAAACAUGUUGUCAUCCUGACUGCAGAAGGACUGCUAUUUAAAGAACUAUGCUUUGACAUGCUUUCUUUCCACACCGUGUUUAUUUUCUGAAACCAGGACUUUAAAUCUUUCAUUAUGUUAGUUUAAUCUACUUUUCACUUUAGUGUCUCUCAUGUAAACUGUUCUUUGUUUAUAUAUUAAAAAAUAAUGUUUUGAAGUAUGCUUACACUGAAUUUUGAAUGUGUGUUUAGGAUUGAUUUGUCCGAAUAAAGUGCUGAGCAAACACACCCUCCAGGUAAGUCCAAUGCCAAAGUACCAGGAUGGUGUGAGCAGAAUUUAAGCUAUAAAUAUUAAAUCAAGCAUAACUAUAAACUGUGUUCCUCACUAGUGGCUAUGUUAGUCCCAUUAUGAUGGCCAUGUUAAAAAAUAUAAAGAAUAACUCCAAAUAUGAUGCCAUAUAGAACUGGUUGGAUACAAUACAGCAUUUUUGGUAUUUGAGCGGUGGAUCAAGGAUUCACUUUCAAACUGCUAACAGUCAUACUGAAAAAUGCUUGAGGUGAACUUAAGGACUUUGAGUUUUGUGGUGCAAAAAAGAUCACCUCAGUGCAUGAUGAGCUACUGGGAGCAAAUAUAUGGUAAAUAUGCACCAAUAAUUUUGGCUUUACAGUGAUCUAUGUUUGGCCCACAGCUGGUUUUGUUACAGCCAACUCCCACUGCGAAGUUCGCGCCUUCAUCACCUGUGACCAAUCACCAUCACCAAGUAAAAGUGCUCAGAUUUCAGGGCUGAUUGUUUUCUCCUUUUUGGAAGAUAGUUUAAUUUGGCUGGCUUUUUCCUAACUUCUUAGGGGUUUAAUGUCCUUCAACAGACGAGACUUUGAGUCCACAACAGUCAUUAGAGCAGCCUCGUGUCACUGAGUGGUCCCUAUGUCCUCUUGUUGCUCACUGCUGAAGUUCACCUCUUCUUCAUCACUGUCCUCAAGAGCGUAGUACUGUCUUCUCCUGUUCUUCCUACGAGCACGGGCAGAAGAUUCUGGCAAUCUCUGGGGAAAGUCCUGUGAAAUAAAUGAAAACAAUGGUCUUACAAA